This is a messenger RNA of Aedes aegypti (yellow fever mosquito), 1062 nucleotides long. It is a transcript of the gene rtp, whose product is annotated as MORN repeat-containing protein 4. The transcript has 4 exons. The coding region runs from base 445 to 918 and encodes 157 amino acids. Lineage: Eukaryota; Metazoa; Arthropoda; Insecta; Diptera; Culicidae. The record is from RefSeq and is a predicted model, not a curated record.
CGACCAAACAGUCUCGGCAAACGCAACGUGCUCGGGGUAUCGCGUCUUCGGUUUGGUCUUUGGUUGUAAAGAAGUCCGCGCGCGCGUGUCUCGAAGCUUCCUCGACAAACGAGUCACAGGUCCAAAAGCUCACACAAGUGGCCACCUCCAGCCCGCUUACCCACCUCUCAUAUGCAAACAACAUCGAACGCAUAACGUGCGCAUACAAUUUCCUUCUUCGAGCGGAAAACUGUUUUGCAGUUUAACGAAUAUGGAUGGUUAGAUAAACUAGAAUUACACCGGAUAAUUGACAGCAAAAGUCAGGGACAGCCUUCGAUAGUUUUUGGUAACCUGUACGCCAUCGCGCUCGGCCCAGUCGCCAUCAGACGUGUAAUGUUGCUCGGUCGGUAUAGAACGUGGUAAUCACCUGUUGUCCAGUCCCAGCAUCUCGCAAAGGAAGCAACCAUGAUGGAGGGAAUUCAGAGUGGGGUGGUCAAGUGCGGUGGCUAUCGGUACGACGAUGGAACACGCUACAUCGGAGACUGGAACCAACGUGGACAGAAGCAUGGAAUGGGGUCGAUGAUGUUUUCGGAUGGAACGCGCUACGAUGGGGCUUUCAGCAAUGGAGUCUGCUCAGGACUUGGAGUGAUGUGCUUUCCUGAUGGCGCCAAAUACGAAGGAGAAUUCAUGCAGGGCUGGUUCCACGGUCAUGGUGUCUUCUGGCGAUCGGACGGCAUGAAGUAUGAGGGCGAAUUCCGCGGCGGGCGUAUUUGGGGCCUCGGAUUGAUCACGUUCAGCGAUCAGAGCCAUGGAUUUCCAAGAAACGAAGGAUUCUUCCAGGACUGCCGACUGGUGCGGAAGAAGCGCUGUACAGAGGUGAUUCAGCGCGCCCAAAAGGUGGCCCUCAUGGCCAGGGCACAGUGCGACCAAGGUAACUGAUCUCGACGAUGCCAUUGCCAUAAACCUUAAUAUUCUGAGGAGUAGAGUUCGGAUUGAUUCAACGACACGAUGCUUUAAUUAAUUAUAGUUGUAACAUUUUAUUUGUUUGUCUGAUAUACAGAGUAAAUUGAAAUCUUUACAAAA